GUAUUUUUGAUGGCAUGUUAACACUUAGAAUGCAGUUAACGUUUGCUUGCAAAAGAAAGCGCUGCUCUAAUAAAAAUGUGAACUCCACGCCUCUGCCAAGUUGCCAGGAUGGAGAACGUUACAAGGGAAGAUUUACUGGACUCUCCGUGGAAAUAGUUGAUCCCGAACAGGCCAAAUCCCUGUACGACAAUGGUUGUUUUGGUAAGGGAAGCAAAUCUCGCGGAGCACCGGAAAGUGGAGACGAGGACGAAACGCUACUCCUGGGAAUGGAAGAGUCCUGCUUCCUGGCCCAUUAUUUGAAAGUUCUAGACAUAAGGAACUCAGCCGGCUGCUUCAUGGACUUCCACAGGUUUGUGGAGGUCGCCAAAGAGCAGAAUGAUAAAUUCCUUGAGAACUUGGCCAGCUAUGUGUAUUUCAAGUCCAAGAAUUGGGUUAUCAAGAGUGGUAUUAAGUUUGGCGGUGAUUUUCUUAUCUACAAGCAAAGUCCACGCUUGUACCAUGCCAGUUUUUUGGUCAUUGUGCAGAAGCCUGGUGAUUCAGACCACUAUCAAUCAAAGAACUUGAAAGGUGUUCAACGUGUGGCAGAAACAUCCGAUAAGGAUGUGCUGCUCCUGACUGUCCAAGCACCUAAGGAUAUAAGCUGUCCAAGGGACUUGCAGGAAGCUACAGUAACGGAGACAAUUGUGAGGCGUUUUAAUUACUUAACUUUUGUACAAAGCAAACAACAAUAAGGAACUACUCAAGGAUUCUACAACUUCUCCAACCGGUGCUUCUUGGGUAUACCAGUGCUUCGAUAGUCGGCUCGCUCCUGUAAAUAUAUCUGCUUGCAUUCCUCCUUGAA
Drosophila santomea is the source of this 841-nucleotide messenger RNA. RefSeq names its product tRNA-splicing endonuclease subunit Sen2-2 (gene Tsen2). Gene Ontology annotation, biological process: tRNA-type intron splice site recognition and cleavage; tRNA splicing, via endonucleolytic cleavage and ligation. Gene Ontology annotation, cellular component: tRNA-intron endonuclease complex. Bases 15 to 731 code for a protein of 238 amino acids. The record is from RefSeq and is a predicted model, not a curated record. NCBI's taxonomy places the organism in Eukaryota, Metazoa, Arthropoda, Insecta, Diptera, Drosophilidae. Gene Ontology annotation, molecular function: tRNA-intron lyase activity; nucleic acid binding. The transcript is spliced from 2 exons.